Notechis scutatus (mainland tiger snake) is the source of this 522-nucleotide messenger RNA. Lineage: Eukaryota; Metazoa; Chordata; Lepidosauria; Squamata; Elapidae. The record is from RefSeq and is a predicted model, not a curated record.
CAGGAAGCCGCGCUGAUGCCCUCCUUCUCUGCAGUCCCUCAAGGCCUCCUGCCUCCGUUUCCUCCCGGGAUGUUCCCUCUGUGGCCCCCCAUGGCUCCCUUCCCUCCGGUGCCGGGCGUCCAGCCCCCCAACAACGCCGACAGUGCCUCCGCGGGGCCCCCGCCAGGAUCCCAAGGGUCAGGCACCGCUAGGCCCACGGGGGAUUCGGCCAGCACGUCGGACACCGCCACCUCCGCAGGGACCGUGCCGGGUUUCCCCUUCCCUCCCCCUUGGAUGGGGAUGCCGUUCCCCCCUCUCUUUGGCUUCCCUCCGAUGCCCGUUCCCCCCUCGGGGUUUGCGGGGCUGACGGAAGAGGAGCUGCGGGCCAUGGAAGGCCACGAACGGCAACACUUGGAGGCCCGGCUGCAGUGCCUGCAGAACAUCCACACACUCCUGGAUGCAGCCAUGCUCCAGAUCAACCAGUAUCUCACUGUGCUGUCUACGAUUGGGUGAGCCGCCUCCUCCCAUUUCCCCCUCACUUCC